Messenger RNA from Myotis myotis, 1733 nucleotides. It is a transcript of the gene MBD3L1, whose product is annotated as methyl-CpG binding domain protein 3 like 1. The transcript has 3 exons. NCBI's taxonomy places the organism in Eukaryota, Metazoa, Chordata, Mammalia, Chiroptera, Vespertilionidae. The record is from RefSeq and is a predicted model, not a curated record. Bases 156 to 737 code for a protein of 193 amino acids.
CAUAUGCCACCUAAUUUACAGAAAGUGGACCUCUUAAGAUCAGUUCCCAAACCAGAUCUAGAUUCAUAUGUGUUUCUGAGAGUGAAAGAAAGACAAGAAAACAUCCUGGUAGAACCAGAAACAGAUGAGCAGAGAAUAAAUGGAAAAGAGAUACGAUGGUCAAGACUUCACAGAGGAAGUGUCAUGAUUGGGUAAACCAAUCCAAACCAAAGCCUGACUUAAGCAUCUCCAUCCCAUUGAGGAUGUCCAGUAACAUAUUCAAGAGUCCAGUUACGAGAAUCACAUCCCACCCAGGCAAUGAGGUCAGAUAUCAUCAGUGGGAGGAAACCUUGGACAAGCCCCAACAGGUGUGCUGGCAGAAGAGACUUCAAGGACUCCAGGCCUGCAGCAGCACAGGACAACUCUUAAGUCCUUUCGAUCUUACCAAAGCCCUGCAAACACUUGUGCCUAGUUGCACAGGCGAGUCCCUGCCUGGUGUUCUCACAGGGGGUCCUCACGGCAGCUCCAUGUCCAACCCUGCCAGGUCCUCACAUGGGGCAGAGAUGAUUCCAGGAGCUGGUCUGAGCAUCCCACAGCUCCCCUGCAAACAAUUCCUGGUAACUGAGAAAGAUAUCAAGAAACAGGAAAGGAAAAUGAAGAUGGCAAGAGAGAGACUGGCGAGAGCGUUAAUUGCAGACAGACUCGCAAGUGAGACAGAGAAAGUGAGGGACCAAGAAGAACAUCCUGAAAAACACUAGGAAAAAAAAGAGAAGACGGUGCAGGUGAAAUGGAGAACAACACGUUGUUAAUGUCUCUUUGCAGUGUCCCUAAUGUUUUCUUGCUUUGAGCUUUUAAAACUUUAAAAUAUACCAAUGCGUUUCUGUAUUAAACUUCUUCAUGUGACAUAGGAUAUAUAGACAGUGAUCUUUUUGAAGUGAGAGAUUUGGUUCCAGGUGAAGAGAGAAAGAUCUUUCCUUUUCAUAUUGUACUCUCAUUUUCCUUUGCUAUGUGUGUUAUUUACUUGUAUUUUAACGUCAACAGAGAGUUAUCAAAGUCAUGGGAUUAUUUAGUGUUUUGCCCUCAUAGUCACAGAGUAAAACCUACCAGUCAGAAUGACUUUUCCUUUUUGUGUAAUAUUCCUGUAGAUUCCAAAAUAGUAUUUUAUUAAGGAGCUCUUAUAUUUAUGUUCUAAAAUAAGAUAUCUUCUUCUAGGUCUGUAUUUUUUCUGUCCUUUGUUGCACAUUAACUUAGAGUUGCAUAUAAUGAAAUACCAGACUUUCCUUCAUUUUUUAGAUUUAUAUGUGUUUCAAUUUAGUUCAUGAAGAUUGACAUGCCAUUUGGGAGAUUACACUAUCAAGAGAGACUGUUUUCAGCAUCAUUGAUCUAACAAUGAGCUACUGCUUGUUGGGAUUUAUUUGUUUAUUUACCUGAUCAAGCAUGUUGUAUUAUCAAAUCCUCUUUAUCAUUACUAAAUUUGUGUGACAUAUUUAUCACUUCCUGAGAGUAAUUAAACAAUAAUAGAGUACCUAUAGUAUUUAUAUCUUCCCUAAAAAUGAGUUAUUUUUAAAUUGACUCUUCUCUCCUCUAUUCUCCCAUGUGGUAAUCAUCUGAAAUUUUAGUUAGAAUGUGUUUUAAUGUCUUUCAUUAAAAUUAAUACUAAUUUAGUUACACUAAUUUUCUUCUUUUCCUCAUUAUUUAUGUUAUAUUUUUCUAGGCUUACAUUUCUUCUUCCUGAUGUACAUUCUUUACUGGUU